Messenger RNA from Staurois parvus, 345 nucleotides. The record is from the annotation of a GenBank genome assembly. Lineage: Eukaryota; Metazoa; Chordata; Amphibia; Anura; Ranidae.
AUGCAAUUGCCGGUUCUCGGCUGCACUUUCCUCACACUGUCAGAGUGCGAGGAAAGUACUGCCGAGAACUGGCAGUUGUCAGAGCAGGGAUCGGCACCGAUCAUCAGGGCACUGAUGAUCAGUGCCCUGAUGAUCGGUGCCCAGCAGUGCCACCCACCAGUUCCGCCCAUCUGUGCCCAGCAGUGCCGCCCAACAGUACCCAGAGUGCACCCACCUGUGCCCAGCAGUGCCACCUACCUGCGCCCCGCAGUGCCCACCCAUCUGUGUCCAGCAGUGCCACCCACCUGUGUUCACAAGUGCCACUCACCAGUGCCCAUCAAUGCAGUGCUGCCAGUCAGUGCCACC